AUGCUACAGCACAGGGACACGGACGAAGAUGACGAAAACGAUAGCAGCGGGGGCUACCAGAUGCACGACCGGCGCGCCCACCGGAUCCAGAAGCUACUGCUGUGCUGCAUAGGCGUGCUUUCGAUCCUGUGCGCGGCGCUCACCGUCACCGUGGUAAAACUCAGCAUCACACCCACGCCCAAGGACGACGUCUUCCGCCACGUUCCCCAGGCCAAGACUGAAGUCAUCCACACGCCGGGGGUCAUGCCUCCGAUCUUGGGGCCGGAAUUCACCAAAAAGACGGUUCUCUUCCAGCGGAACGAGUCGUUCAUGGGAUUCAAGGAUAAGGCGUACCCGGCGUGGCACGAGAUCCUGCAUCGCGCGCGCCAUGGCCGUGUGGCGUUCGACAGCAUGCCCGGCGAGUUCUACGGCGUUGCAGGGUACCAUCAACUGCAUUGUGUGUGGCUUCUCCAAUGGGCAGUCGACUAUUCGGUCCGCGGGAUCGUGCCCGACGAGUUGACCGCGGACCACAUGUUCCAUUGCACCGAGUACCUGCGGCAAUCGGUCAUGUGCUAUGCAGACCCGACUUUGGAAAGGCGCUUCGAGGGCAUCCUGGGUCCCUUCAGCGCCAACAACACCCAUGUCUGUGGUGACUGGGACAAGUUGAUGGAUUGGGCAGACGACCAUAUCUAUCUCGGCCCGUACCUGAAUCCCAUCACCAAGUUGCCGCCCUAG
This is a messenger RNA of Fonsecaea multimorphosa CBS 102226, 714 nucleotides long. RefSeq lists its product as uncharacterized. The record is from RefSeq and is a predicted model, not a curated record. Bases 1 to 714 code for a protein of 237 amino acids. Gene Ontology annotation, biological process: mycotoxin biosynthetic process. The transcript is spliced from 3 exons. NCBI's taxonomy places the organism in Eukaryota, Fungi, Ascomycota, Eurotiomycetes, Chaetothyriales, Herpotrichiellaceae.